CGUCCAGUUUUAGGCUGGACAGUUCGGUUUUGCAGCGCUCUGUCCUCUGCUCUACAGAAUGCACCCAUUUCUCACCCAUCUGGAGUGAACUGCAGAUAUAUAGGUUAUUAAGGCUGAAGACCCCAGUGUAGUCUGAAAGCUGAAACUGAAAGGUCAACCAGGUACCCAACCAGCUACUUUCUCGUGCAUAACAAGAGAUCCCCAGUGACCUCUUAGGAUGUUGUACCGUGCCAGUCAUGCAGUCUUGCUCCUCUGUGCACUUUCCUUGUGGGCAAAAUGUGUUCUGUGUGGCUCCAGUUUCCUCAGCCCAACCCAGAAACCACAGGGUCAUGGAGACCGAAAGCAACCUCGAGUGGGACGGGGGGCUGGUCCAGAGGUUCCUCUGCUACCAGAGGAUCAUCACAUCAUGCUGAGCACCCCUCUUCAGGUGGGUCUGUCUUUGAGUGAUGCAGAAUAUGAGAAGUAUGGCACAGCACUGCAGAGGAUCCUGAUGGACGUCCUGGGUGACAUUCUCCCUUCAGAGUGACCAAAAUGACAGAAUCUGAAAGGAUUAAGACUCUUGCAACUUACUAUUGCACAAAUGAAUAAAUGACAAUACAGCUAAUUGCA
Electrophorus electricus (electric eel) is the source of this 609-nucleotide messenger RNA. RefSeq names its product ghrelin/obestatin prepropeptide (gene ghrl). The record is from RefSeq and is a predicted model, not a curated record. Gene Ontology annotation, molecular function: growth hormone-releasing hormone activity. Lineage: Eukaryota; Metazoa; Chordata; Actinopteri; Gymnotiformes; Gymnotidae. Gene Ontology annotation, cellular component: extracellular region.